This is a messenger RNA of Solanum pennellii, 934 nucleotides long. RefSeq names its product thaumatin-like protein. Gene Ontology annotation, biological process: defense response. The record is from RefSeq and is a predicted model, not a curated record. Bases 19 to 708 code for a protein of 229 amino acids. The transcript has a single exon. NCBI's taxonomy places the organism in Eukaryota, Viridiplantae, Streptophyta, Magnoliopsida, Solanales, Solanaceae. Gene Ontology annotation, cellular component: extracellular region.
UUUAUUCUUAUAGCAAACAUGAGCUUCAUUAAAUCCUUCUUCAUAUCCUUCUAUAUUAUCAAUUCUCAUUUCUUAAAUCAAGCAAACGCAAUAAUCGACAUACAAAAUAAUUGUCUUUUUACCAUAUGGGCAGCAGCCGUCCCCGGUGGGGGACGACGACUCAAGUAUGGUGAUACAUGGAAAAUCGAGCCAGACAUGACCACAAGCUCAACUAAAAAAGGUCGUAUUUGGGGUCGAACCAAUUGUAAUUUUGACUCAUUAGGCAAGGGUCAAUGUCAAACGGGGGAUUGCAAUGGACUACUCGAGUGUCAAGCUUUUAGUAGUACACCCCCAAACACUUUGGUUGAAUACACUUUGAAUCAAUUCAACGAUGCUGAUUUUAUAGGCAUAUCUCUUGUUAAUGGUUUCAACGUCCCAAUGGAAUUUAGUCCUGUGUUCGCGGAUGAGUGCUCUACUAGGAUCAGAUGCACCGCGGACCUCAUAGGACAAUGUCCAAAUGAAUUAAGGACACCUGGAGGAUGUAACAAUCCUUGUACGAUUUUCAAGACUGACCAAUAUUGUUGUACGUCUGGAAAUUGUGGUCCGACUAAUUAUUCGAGGUUUUUUAAGGAUAGAUGUUCAACUUCUUUUAGUUAUCCUUCUGAUGAUUUAAGUAGUCUCUUUACUUGUCCUAGCGGAACUAUCUAUAGAGUUGUCUUUUGUCCGUAAUGCAUAAUACAUAAAUAUAUUGUUUAACUUGAUUUCAACUCAUAUUUAUGUCCUCCAACUUUGGAUGUGUAGCACAGGUAGACACACUGAAAGUACACACACGUCCUAUCUGACAUCCUAUAAGGUAAUUUUCAUUCUACGUUGUGUCCUAUGUGUAUUAUAUCAUGUAAGACUCGUGUGUUUACUUGUUCAAUUUUAUACAAGUUAAAUGUCUGAUUGUGUACCA